UUUAAGAAGCGUGAAAAGUUAACUUUCGAAUGAAAAAAAAGAUAUGCUGAAGUCCAUUAAAAAAUUGUAAGAACCGAAAAACAACUGACAAUAAUAGAAAGUGACAUUUAGGCUUCCUCAAAUUCUUGUGUUUCCAAAUAUCUACUAAUUAUCGUAUAGCCUACAACAUUAUUUCCAGCCCUUAUGACAUAAAUUACUCAGUAUUACUUCACAUAUUAGUUUCACCAAGGUAAAAUAAUGAAGAAGCGAAGAGUGAGUAGUCACCAAUAUUCUCGUUUCGUUAAACUAUCUUCAAAGCCGGGAGAAAAUCGAGCCUCAGAUUCGAUUCUUCUGCGGAAUAAAGUCUCCCAAGAUCUAAAGCGCAAGAGACUACCCCAAAAUGCCAACCAAAAGAGACAGUUUCGUGCUCACCAAGAACACGAAUAUGAAACACCAUUGACACAAAAUCCAUAUGACUCCUUAAAAACACUUUUUGAUGUUAAAAAAACAAUAAAUUUAAAGAGCCCAUCUCUUCAACUUCAUGAAGCAGAUGACAUAGCUUCUGACUCGUUAUCUUCAAAGUAUUCAGACUUUCUUCCACCAAAUUUAGAAGCGCAGUUUCCAGACCAGUACUACCAAAUUGACUUCAAUUACCACCCGACCAACAAUCAGGUCCAACAUUCUGCCCUCAAUUUCAACAGUAAUCUAACGUCGAACAUGGCAGACGAAGAAGAAGGUCUUGCACAAGAUAAUACUGAUCUACAGGAAUCAAAUGUAAAAAUCGAAGAUUCACCAGAGGUAACUGAAGAGGACAAUAAAACUGCGGAAAUCUCAGGCCCUCCAGUAGAGGGCAACGAAGAACAAGUAGACACACAAGAAAUAGAGGACAAUCAUGGGGAUGUAUCUGGUAUCAAAAAUGAAGAAAGUGACGAACCUCCUUCAGAAGCCCAACAACCGCAAAUUGGGCAAGAAGAGGAAGAACUUACGCCAUUAAAAAUUGAAGCUAGACCACCUGAUCAUCCUAUCCCCCCUGGAGUAGCUGAAGGGGUGGAGAUUCUUCCUGGGCAACGAACUGCUUCUCUCGUGAGUUCAUUGCCAAUGACAGAUUCGGGAAUGUUGGCGGAAAUAACUGAAGCUAGAGAGAGAUGCAAACUGAUAGAGGAGGAGAUUGAUAUGUUGCAGAAAGAAUUUACAGAAUUGCAGCAAAAAGAAGAUUUAACGGAGGAGGAUAAAGUAAUGGCCAGUAUCAAAAGCGAUCAAAUAAUAGCAAAAAUGAAUGAAUUGGAAAACAUGACAAGAAAGCUUCAAAGAAUGUUGGGACUAGGAGAUCCCACAAGCGAAGAGUUUGCGAAAAUUUUCGAAAUGUUUCCUGCACCACCUCAUCAUAGGGAUGAGGAAGAAGAUGGGAGAGGGUCUACAAGACAAGCAGCUCUCACCUGCAAAGAUAAAAUUCUCCUUGAAGAAUCAAAAUGUAAAUUCGAUACGUCAGUUGAUGCAGAAAUUUCGGGAGAGGAUGAAUUCGAUAUCAGGCCCCCUGAAUUUCCAGAAGAUAGAUUACCUAGGGUCAUAGUCUGUGGUUACACCGAGGAUAAUAUCCCCAAAAUUGUCGUUGCUGACAGCCAAAAGAAACCUCGGUUUGAAGAAUUGCAGCGUUUGAAGAAUAUCACCGGGAAAUUAACUGAAACAUUGAACAUGCAAGAAAAAUUAGCUCAAGAAAAUGCUCACUUCGAGGGUAACAAAUAUAAAUUACAAGAGGCCCUGCUUGAAAAGGAUAACACCGUCGAUCUCUUGCAAAGAAAAGUAUGUGGUCUUCAGAAGGAAAUGCAACUUUUGAUGAAAGAAAAUGAACAAUUGGGCCAGCAAUUGCUAUACAUCAAUAAACGAAUGAGUAAUUCACCUUGUUGCAGCAGUCCAGGAAAUUCUCCGAGAGUUGUAGAUAAAUCUAGGAGAUUUUCUCCCGAAUGUCAACGUCCAGACAGCCAUAGCUGCAAGUGUUGUCCCACUAACCGCUCGACACUUCCUCACAGUUUAUCUGCAUGUGGUAGUCCACGUGGUCCAAAUUCUGUAGGGCAGAAGACUCCUCGACUUGGUGGUGGUAGUGAUUCAAGAAAAAUCGUUAGUAUUGAAAAUCCAACGAUGUGUUGUAGAAAUCCUGCAGUUUCUCCCCGAGGUGUUCUCGGUAGUCCACUUCCUCGUGGGCCAUGUCCAGCUGAAAUUCAAGACAAAUUAAAUACUUAUGAAACGAGCACGAAACAAUUGGAACAACAAUUGGGUUGUAUGGAGUCAGAAGUUCGAAGCAUGAAGGUCGAAUUAGCCAAUGUUCAACGAGAGAGAGAGCAACUGGAGCAACAGAAGAAAUUACUGAAAUGCACUGGUCCUUGCGCUCCUUGCCCAUGUCCUUCUCCUCAGGAUGGUUCACCAAUUUUUCAAUCGGUCACAGGUGUCUCUUCUGGAUAUGAUGGACAAAUGCUCUCAAAAACGAAUAAUCCAGGCAUAGGCUCCUCGUGCUCGGGGAUCUGCAUAGACCAACCACCCGGCGCUAGCAGUUGUCCACAACAAAAUCUGCGCGAUCUCCGAGAACAAUACGCCCGCCUUCAAGAAGAUUACAAGAAUAAACUGUGUGAAGUGUCCUGUCUCCGGACAGAUUUUGAAAAAAUCAAACAGGAGAACCGAAAGAUUCGCGACACCAAGGAAAAAGCUGAGAAUCGAUUGGUCGAUCUUGAGGAACGGUUGAAAAAAUUUGAGUCGGAGCGGACUAAAUUUGGAGGCAGUAGAGAACAGAUGAUUGAGGAUAAACAUCGUCUGAUGGUUGCAGAGCAGCGACACAAAGAAGCUCUCGAGGAGCUCGAAGAGUUGAGGCUCUCUAAUCAAGAUUAUAUGCUCCAGCUUGAAGAUUAUCGAAAUAAAUAUUUAAAAGCACAAGAAACGGUGGAGGAGCAAUCAAGGCAGUUGGACAUGAUGGAGAUAGAUAACGCACGGAUGAAUGAGAACGUUACAUUGGAAAUUGGAAGAGUGAAAAAUCAAUUUCAGGAGAAAUUGGCAGAAUUGGCGCCUCUCCCGGAAAUUCUUAAACAGGCACAGUUAAAAUUGCAAGAGUGCCAGCAGAUGCGUGUGCUGGCUGAAAGAAAUAGCGAAGAGUUGGACAGAGAACUUCUUGGAGCUAAAGACAAAAUCGGCUCCUUGUCUAGUCAAUUGGAUAAUCUUCGAAGUGAAAAUGCAAUGCUCAAGGGGGAGAAUGGCUCUGAUCGCCUAGAUGACCUCGAAAAUAAAAUCAGUGAGUUGAGAAACGAAAACGAACGCUUAAAAAACGCUGUUUCUCGAUUCGAUGAACGUGAAGCUGACUACGAAGAAAAAUUGGAGCAAAAACUACACGAAAUAGUACAAUUGAGCUCAGAAAAUGAAUUAGUACGCCAGGAUGCGGCUAGACAAGUUGCAAGGACUAAGGAGAGGUGUGAAACUAUUCGAAGAGCGAUGCAGGAUCAAAUUGCCGAUAUGGAAAAGCAACUGGCACAAUGUAGGGCAAUAGCAAAGGCUGCACAAAAAGAUAGAGACGAAAUCCGACAAAAAAUGCAAGGACAAAUCAAUCGCUUGAGUGAAUCCUUCGAGCAAGCUCAAGGUCGUAUCCGAACCCUUCAAGGCCAUGUCAAUUAUUUGAAAACAUCUUACAGCAACGUUUUCAACCCUCCUGCCCCCGAAGACGGUCUGACGCCGUCAUUACCUCCAGAAAACAUGAGUUCCAGUCCGUACGAUAGAUGUGAUUGUGCUCCUUAAUCUCGAGCUUACAAAUAAAACUGGAAAAAGGAAAACUGCAGCCCGAUAUUUUUUAAAUUAAACAUAAAUUCAUAUAUAUAGUACUGCCAAAUUUUAUGUAAGCCAAUUCUAAGUUUUAAAUAAAUAGAAUAUACUCUCGACACAAAGGAUUUAUUUCGGAUUUGCACAUUUCGUCCGCAUGUGGAACAGAACAAUGCUGUGUGUUCUUAUUUCAAGAUAUAAAAAAAACUGUAAAGAGUAAAGCAACAGUAGUAGUAGUUUCAUCUUCAAUUAACGAAAAAACUAUGUCUGUUUUAUCAGAUUAAAAAUUAAAUGAUAAUAUGUAGUUUGGAGUUUUGAGUUUGCUUUCCUCUGCAUCUUAAUGGUUAUAUUUUAUUUAUCAAUAUCCACAUGUCAACCAUUGAUGAUAUUAUUCUUAUUUGAAGUAUUUUCAGUUCUCCUCAGGAGAUUAAUGCCGGAAACAGAAGACUGCUUAUGAGGCCCUUUGAACUUCAACGUCGGCGUUUGACCCUCAUACACA
Fopius arisanus is the source of this 4270-nucleotide messenger RNA. Its product is annotated as outer dense fiber protein 2. Lineage: Eukaryota; Metazoa; Arthropoda; Insecta; Hymenoptera; Braconidae. Gene Ontology annotation, cellular component: centrosome. The record is from RefSeq and is a predicted model, not a curated record. The coding region runs from base 238 to 3750 and encodes 1170 amino acids. The transcript is spliced from 16 exons. Gene Ontology annotation, biological process: regulation of cilium assembly.